Messenger RNA from Chelonoidis abingdonii (Abingdon island giant tortoise), 495 nucleotides. The record is from RefSeq and is a predicted model, not a curated record. Lineage: Eukaryota; Metazoa; Chordata; Testudines; Testudinidae.
AUGACGACUAGUCCCAAACCAAAAGCAUUAAAGGUAAAGGAGGAGCCAAAAAAGAACACCUCAGUGCUAAGUGACGAUAAACUCGUGUCAAUGCCCAUCCAGGAGCUAAACCAGCACCUGAGAGGUCUCACAAAAGAAGAGGUCAUCCGCCUAAGGCAGUGGAGGCGCACGCUCAAGAACCAGGGCUAUGCUGCCAGCUGCCGCAUCAAGAGGGUUGAGCUACAGAAGGAGGUGGAAAGGCUGGCCCAAAAAAACAGCGGCAUAAAGCUAAAGUUGGACGCCCUGCGCUCCAAGUACCAGGCAUUGCAGACCUUUGCUCGUACCAUUGCACGGGGGCCUAUUACCCCAACCAAAGUCGCCACCACUAGUGUCAACACCAUUGUAAAAUCAGCUAAAGUCUACCCAGCAAGCAAGGCAUCCCUACCCUUUCCAAGCUCCUCGGGCUCCAGGAAAAAGGCACCUAUCCAUUCCCAGUUCCUAGGACUCGGGGGAUAA